Stylonychia lemnae is the source of this 2487-nucleotide messenger RNA. The record is from the annotation of a GenBank genome assembly. NCBI's taxonomy places the organism in Eukaryota, Ciliophora, Spirotrichea, Sporadotrichida, Oxytrichidae.
AUGAAUCUCAUUCAUCUAGAGCAGAGAUCUUUUGAUCGCAAUAAUAAUUCAACAAUCGGAGACAACAUAUCUAGGCAUAAUAUUUUCAGUGGACUGUCCCCUGUUUAUCCUGCAAGAUAAGUAAAGAUAAUGAGUAAAACUUGGCAUAGAGAUUCGCAUGGAUUGUUUGACUUUGAGGCCAGUAUUUAUAUAUAGAGAAGUCAAACCGAUGAAAUGAAUAUUUUACCUCCUAAAGCUACAUCGAUUAAGCAAAGGGAAGAUAGUCUAGCUACGGUUAUCUAUUCAUAAGGAAAAUACUUUGUUUAUCAUGCUAAUGACAUUGAUGUGAACUCUAAUAAUCUGAAUUAAACAAUAAAACAAACUGAGGAAAUGACCUAGGUUAUAAUGGAUCUGACUAAGAAAGUUUAUUUAGUUGUGAAAAAUUUAACACUAAAAGGUAAAAAGAGUAGUCUCCGGGAAUCCUAGAGGUUUGACGACUUUGAUGAAAACAAAGGUAUUAUUUUAAGAGUAGGAGAUAUUGUCAAAUUUGGACGAGUGCCGUUUAGGAUAAAGGAGUCAUCUGUGUAAAAGAGCUUAAAUAGGAUAGAAUCGUAGUAAAAUCAGGAUAAUUCACUUGAGAAAAAUAUUACUGAUGUUGAAUCGGAGGGAGAUUAAGAUAUCAACUAGGUGAUUAACGAUAUGAUAAUGACUUAGGCAAAGCAAGACUCUCCCAGAAGGCGGAUUAUUUUGAAUAACAUGCAUGAUGGUGGCAUACUUGAUCACUAGGAGUCCGAUAUUAUGUAUGCAGCUAGUCCUAGACAAGCAGAUAUUUUACAAGACUCCAUAGAUGAUCCUUACAGAUUAGCUUCUUUUAAUAACAGGGAGUCUAAUUUCCACGAUAUUUAAAACUCUCUUUUCUCCAAUAAUGAAUUUUUGGUUCCUCAAUUGUUUAUGACUAAAAAUCACUCGCUAAAUGAUUAGAAGUAAAAAUUGUAAGAUGAAACUGAAAAGCUCCUGAUGCUUAAUAAGAAUUCGAAAUCAGCUAAGGUGGCUAAUGUUAAAUCCUGCCGUAUAUGUCUUGGAGAAGAAAAUGAUAUCGAUAAUGAACUUAUAAAUCCAUGCAAAUGCGCAGGAACUAUGAAGUACAUUCAUUUACAAUGUCUACAAGAGUGGUUGAACGACUAUGUUAAGGAUAGUAAAAAGAAAAUUGAAAUUUACAAGAUCAAUCGACCUACUGAUGGAUAAUAUCUAAUAAUGGAGGUACUAGGAAUGCCGAACGGAAGAACUUUUCAGAUUAUCAGAUUAAGCGAAAGGCAUACUUUAAAAGUCGUAAGUUGUCUCACACCAAAUAAAUACAUAUAGGGUAGAGGCCACGAUUCUGAUGUAAGGGUUGCCGAUAUUAGUGUUUCAAGAUGCCAUUCACUAUUAAGAUAUGAUUAGGACCGAAACCUAAUAAUACUUACCGAUUAUCAUUCAAAGUUUGGUACUCUGUUGUUGUUAAGAAAGCCUGCAUAGCUUUCAACUAAACUGAACAAAGAAUUCAUGAUUUAGACCGGAAGAACAAUGCUUACUUUAACCCUCUAGGAUGUACCUACUCCAUUUAUUAACAAAAUUUGCUCAUGUGUCGUAUCGAAAAAAUAGAAAGAACAGCAUCUUAAAAAGUAAUUGGCAUUAGAUUUCGAGUACUUUUAAUGCACUGAUUACCUUCCAAAGGAUUUGCUUAAGCGAAAAAGAGAGCUAUUUGGAGAUCUCUUAAGCAAGAUAAUUAGUCCAUAAACUUCGAAACAUGAGACUAAGAGAGAUGAACUUGGCCCGAAUGAUGAAGAAAUGCAUUAAUACUUCUCAGAGCUGACAUAGCACAAUCAAGGUAUAUCUAGAAGCAAUCUUUCAAACUAAAAGCAUACUGGAAAGCUUAACUAGGUCGCGCCCUUGAUUGCAUUCAACCAGUUUGCGAAUGGGAAUAUCACUCAAACUGAAAAUCUGACUAUAGGAUUAAAUACAGCUCGAUAGAACAAUAAAGAAAGAUCUAUAAGUGUGAGACUAGUCUAAUCAAGUGAAAAUAAUUAGAUUAAUACAUAAACUAGAUUUGCUAAUCCUAAUUCAAGACCCUAAAGUAAUGCUAUGACUUAGCACCAAUUAACAGUCAAUAACUCUCCCUCACCUAGAGCUUUAAACAUCCAGCCUACUGUUGAUUUCAGAAUUAGAGUUAAUGAAACUCAUUAGCAACUUGCGACACCUUCUAAUCCAUAAAAUAUCAGAGAAGAAAUAAAAGAGGAAGAAGAAGAAAAGCUAAUGGAUGAAAUUUGCAAAGAAUAAGAAGAGAAGGAUAGUCUCCAAAAACCUGUAAAUAGCAAUGCUAAUAUCAAUUUAUAAUUUGACCCUUAACGAGAUAAUCCUAGUUAGUUUGAGAUAACAUCAAACAUGAAUAGGACUCAGCAGUUGCUUAAUAGACAAUAAAUGGGUACUGUAAAUGCUUAAGAAGAGUAGGAACAGAUUGGAUUCCAAUGA